Rubroshorea leprosula is the source of this 1763-nucleotide messenger RNA. The record is from the annotation of a GenBank genome assembly. NCBI's taxonomy places the organism in Eukaryota, Viridiplantae, Streptophyta, Magnoliopsida, Malvales, Dipterocarpaceae.
AUAUAGACUCUUCAACUCAGCUAAAGAAACCUCAAGAGAGUAUUUUCUCGAGAAAAUACUCAAAUUUUCCCAGGAAAGAAAGCCAUGUUAUCGAUCUUCCAAGUUACCCUUUUCGGCUUCAUAAUCAUUCACGCUUUCGCGAUGAUUAUAUUGCUCGAGCAGAGUGGCUGUAACUUCCCGGCUCUUUUCUCCGGUCUCACAUCAGAUUCCGAGGUGAAUCAAUCUAAUGCUGAUUUCUCAUACAUUAGGGAUGGAGAAUUCAAGCUGAGAUAUGAAGAGAUGGAGCGCAACUUUAAGGUCUUCGUGUAUCCGAAGAAAAAUUUUCACACUCCUUCAGAAUUCACCGGGCCAUAUGCGAGUGAGGCAUUCUUCUUCAAGAAUCUGGAAGAGAGUUGGCUUCGAACCGAUAAUGCUGGGGAGGCCAACAUGUUUUUCAUUCCCAUUUCUGUUCAAGAUAUGAGUUCUAAGGGGUUCACUCUUUAUAGAAUGAGAAAUUACAUAAUGAGAUGUAUCCAAACAAUUAGUUCAGAAUUCCCUUACUGGAACAGAAGCUUUGGGCUUGAUCACUUUUUCGUGAGUUGCCAUGAGAUGGGGUUGAAUGUUACCAAGGCGGUUCCACUUCUUGUGAAGAAUGCAAUUCGAGUUGUAUGUUUUCCCAAAAAGAAUGAGGGGUAUGUUAAAGGGAAGGAUUUGACCCUCCCUCAAGUGCUGCUGCCAUUUAUAGAUCAAGCUGCCGGCACUAAUACAAAGAUGAGAACUAGGCUAGCUCUCUUGGCAGGGAUGAUUAACCGAAGAGUGGAUCGUGACUAUUUCAACAUCAUGAACUCCAAUCCUCUAAAAGAAGCAAAAGAAAAUGCACUAUGGACACCGAAUUACUAUACCGCUAAGUUCUGUAUGUGCCCUGGUGGAUCUCAAGUGGAUAAUGCAAGGAUUGCAGAUGCCAUUCACUAUGGAUGUGUUCCGGGUUCAGAAGCACUUCCAGUGGAACUCACCUCCCACACGAUAUGAUGCAUUCCAUUUUAUCAUGUUACAACUCUUUGAGCGCUACCUGUAUGUAUCCAUCUGUACACCAGGUUUUUCCUGGACUUAGAUUCUUUUUGAAGCUUAAAGACAAAUGACUUCAUCUUCAUCUUCUUGUAGUAACUAGAAUCAGCAUGUAUUUCAUUAUGGACUUCUUGUUUCUCAAAGUGAUCAUUAGAACGAAAAGCUAAGUUUCCUCUAGAUAGAUAGUUUGGUUAAAAGGCAAGCUCUUAACAGUUUGAUAUUCAUAUGGUUCAGGAAAAGAAGCCAUGUUUUUCAAUUAACUAAAGAAUUGGCAAAGCAUCAGACAACUGGUGAGAAGAUUAUGUUCAGUUUUUAUAUGUUUGGAACAUGGUUAAUUUUACACUGAAAAUAUUUCUUUUUGGAUGGUUCAAGUAAGGCCUAUGCCGAAGAUAAUUAGCAGUGUUUGUUGUGCAAUAAUUUCUCCCUUCUUCUAUUAUGCCAAGAGAUUUGGAAACAAGGAAUAGGAACCCUUUUGUUUUUUCCUCACUGACUUUCAAUAUAUCAAUCACGUCUUCCCUCUUGUUUGCUUUAUGAAAUCUGCUAUCUUAUUUUCUAAGGGUGUGAUUUCUUUGGAACGGGUUAUUACAUCAGAUAAAGUUAAGUUCUGUAACCUUCAGUAUGAAAUCUGAGAUGUGGAUGCUUUAUUUUUGAGGAAAACUAACCCAGUAGUCAAUGACAGUUUUGAUAUUUUGAUGAAUAAAUAAAAGAUGCAAUGAAUU